This is a messenger RNA of Grammomys surdaster, 3280 nucleotides long. It is a transcript of the gene Cdc42ep4, whose product is annotated as CDC42 effector protein 4. Bases 563 to 1621 code for a protein of 352 amino acids. NCBI's taxonomy places the organism in Eukaryota, Metazoa, Chordata, Mammalia, Rodentia, Muridae. The transcript has 2 exons. The record is from RefSeq and is a predicted model, not a curated record.
GGAGGACAGGAACCGGCUGGAAGGCAAUAGCAAACACUCCCCGCCUGCACGAGCCCUUCCCUCUCCCGCCCCGCCCGCCCGCCCGCCUCCCUCGGAAGACUUGGAGGCCAAGGCCGCAAGAGGCGCAGGCUCCCUGCAGCCGGGUGGGGCUGGGCCGAGCUGGCCGUCCCUUUGAACCGUGGGCCGGGGCGUUCGGCGGGGGGGGGGGGGGGGGGGGAGCUGCGCGUGCCCGGUACGCCCCGAGCAUGGUGCUCAAGGCUUGUUCGGGGGCGAGUAGGUAGCGGUUGGUUAAUGAUCUAACCGCUCGCCUGGGACGUUGAAGCUGAGAUCCUGGUGUCUGGCUCCUCCCCAUUCCUGGAGCGCCCCCAGCCGGAGGAACAAAUCUGCCCUCCUGUGUGUGUGGCGUCGCCUGCUGGAACUGCCUCUGCCCGUUGGGGGUCCCCUGGUUGCUGCGGCCCUCUGAUUGCCCUGUCUACCCUUUGCACUUGCUGGACUUCAGAGCUGACCCCACACCUGCCUGUUGCCUUGGGAGUGCCCAGCUCCCCCACCCGCAGCCAGCACGAUGCCCAUUCUCAAGCAGCUGGUGUCCAGUUCUGUGAACUCGAAGCGCCGCUCACGAGCGGACCUCACAGCUGAGAUGAUCAGUGCCCCGCUGGGUGACUUCCGCCACACCAUGCAUGUGGGCCGGGCUGGGGACGCCUUUGGAGACACCUCUUUCCUCACCAGCAAGGCCGGGGAGGCUGAUGAUGAGUCCCUGGAUGAGCAGGCCUCAUCUUCCAAACUCAGCCUCCUGUCCCGGAAGUUCCGGGGCAGUAAACGUUCACAGUCUGUAACCAGAGGGGAUCGGGAGCAGAGAGACAUGCUGGGCUCUCUACGGGACUCAGCGCUGUUUGUCAAGAAUGCCAUGUCCCUGCCUCAGCUCAAUGAGAAGGAAGCCACCGAGAAGGACUCCAGCAAGCUGCCCAAGAGCCUGUCGUCCAGCCCUGUGAAGAAGGCAGAUGCUAGAGAUGGUGGGCCGAAGAGUCCCCGUCGGAAUGGGGCCACAGGCCCCCACUCACCUGACCCACUCCUUGAUGAGCAGGCCUUUGGGGACCUGAUGGACCUACCCAUCAUGCCCAAAGUCAGCUACGGGCUGAAGCAUGCUGAGUCAAUCCUGUCCUUCCACAUUGACCUGGGGCCCUCCAUGCUGGGAGACGUCCUCAGCAUCAUGGACAAGGACCAGUGGGGCUCUGAGGAGGAGGAGGAGGAGGAGGAAGGUGGCGGUUACCGUGACAAAGAAGGCCCCGGCGGCAUUGUCCAGGCGCCCCCUAUGCUGGAGGUAGUUCCUUCUCUAAGGAGACAGGAAAACAAGGCCAACUGGGACCAGGCCUCCAUGCUGCCCCCCAACGCUGUGGAGGAUGAUGGAUGGGCGGCAGUAGCCCCCAGCCCCAGCUCAGCACGCAGCGUGGGCAGCCACACCACUCGGGACAGCAGUUCCCUGUCCAGCUACACCUCAGGCGUCCUUGAGGAGCGCAGCCCAGCUUUCAGAGGCCCAGACAGGGUGGUGGCUGCUCCCCCAAGGCAGCCAGACAAGGAAUUCUCCUUCAUGGAUGAGGAGGAGGAAGAUGAGAUCCGAGUUUGAGGCUGGACAGAAAGUUGAAAGUAGUUUCCACAGCUCCAGGCUGCAUCUUUUCCCUGCUGCUGCCUUCACUAUGACCUUUGACCUUACUCUGUAGGUGCAGCAAAGAGCCUCAUUGGAGUAGACCCUGGACCUCAGAGAUUGGGGUGCCAGGGAAGUAGCAUGGGAACUGGCACCUGGCAGCCUGACUUUGACCCAUCCUUCUUUAACCACACCAGCCAGGGACAGAUCCGAGUCCCAGCAGGAAUCCAUUCUCUUCCAGGCCCUUUGCUUCCAGCCUGGCCUCAGAUGGAUGCCAGAUGUUAGUUUGAGUUGUUGCUGCAAUGGCAGGGCAGCCAGGUGUGGCCUUCUCUCCAAGGUCAUGGGCACUUGACUCCUUUUGUUCACCUUGUGUCUGGUGCCUUCCAGGGAGGUCUAUGCAGCAGGAGGCAGAGGUGCCCACAUGUUUGGGCUCCUCCUUCCUCCACCCCUGGCUCCUCACUGGAAGACUGGUGCUCUUUGGGGUUCAGUUGGAGCCAGGGGACAGCCUCAACUAUUACACUAAAUGCAGCCUUUCCCAAGGGCCAGGACGGGAUGGGGCAGAGAAAGAACCCCCCAGCUCCUAGCUUCUUGGGUUCUCAAGAAGCACCCCUUCCUCAGUGACACUAGGAACAGAAAAGGGGCUGGCUCUGCCCGUGGGUGUGUGUUCGUUCCUUGUUAUUAUGUUUAAACCUGAAUAGAGCACUGUCAAAACCCCUACCAGGAAAAUAGCGACAGUAUUGGUGGCAGAGUGACUGUUAUCUGACCUCAGUCUGGGUGUACAGACCCUGCUGAGGUUGGAUUGUAGCAGGGCAGCCGCCACUAGUAUUUGUCCCUGAACCCCCAGCUCCAUAGCUGUUAAUGGCUGAAGGAGGACCGUGUAGGAAAGUUCUGGAAGAGGAUGCUUGAGUGAUACAUUAUUCCCCAGAGUGUGAGCUGUGCUUUGCCUUGUUACUGCCCCCUCCUUGGGCUAUGGGCCAGGCUUACCAAAAACAUGAAACCAAACAGGACUGUAUUUGAUUUGAAUUCCAGGGAAAUUAAAGUGGAUUUUUAUUUGUUUGUUUUUGGCUUUUUUGAGAUACAGUCUCACUCUGUAGCCCAAGCCAGCCUCGAGCCCAUAACAAGCCUCCCUUUCCCUAGGAGCUGGGGUUACAAGUGUGCACUGCCGCUCCUGCCUGUUUGUUUUUCUGAAAUCUGUUUUGCUCAGUUCCUGUAACUCUACCCAGAACAUGAGUAGAGGCAGGGGCCUGAGCUCCGGGGGUGAUGGCUCAUUCCUUUUCUGUGCUGGGAGCAGGCUGACCCACUCCCUGGUCGAGCAUAGGCAGUGGAAUCUGGGGAGAGAGCAAGCUGAGUUACAAGCAGAGUCUGGCCACAUGGUGACCAGCCAUGGGCUGCUCUGCUUCCAGAGGCCUCCUAGAUUCUGACCCUGCAAUGCUCACUGGGCUCCUGACUGGUGCUCCUACGAAGGUAGGCAUUGACAGAGCUACAGAGCUGUGCCUCUGGCCAGCAGCGCGCGCGCACACGCAGACACACACACCCCUCCCCUAAAUCUACCUGGUUGGUUCUAGACUCUAAACUUUGUAUUUUUUCCAUGACGUUGAUAAAGCAGUAAGAAGACAUUAAAGUUUCCUCCUAGUGCUCCUA